CCUCUUUUCUUACCAAAGAAACCCCACUCUCGCCUCUUCAAUUCGUUGCCCUUUAUAUUCGCAUCCUUUAUCUCUCUCUAUAUAUAUCUAUAUUUAUAUUUAUAAGCUAGAGAGAGAGAGAGAGUAGACGAACGAUCAAACACUGCUUUAAUUUUCUGUCAUGGAAGGUUCGGCUUCGGGCGUUAUGGCGAGAAAUGUCGGCGCUGUGUGGUUGCCGCUGGUGUUCGGAUCGCUGCUAUUAACAUCCGCGCUGGGCGAUCGGAUUAAGGUGGGAGGGAACGUCGGUUGGACUCCCAAUGUUAUGAACUACACCGAAUGGGCGGCCAAACAGCAUUUCUACGUCGGCGACUGGCUCUAUUUUGUGUUCGAUAAGCACUAUUACAAUGUGCUGGAGGUGAACAGCAGCAACUACGAGACGUGCAACGACGGCGAGUUCAUAACCAACAUCACGAGAGGCGGUCGGGAUGUGUUCCAGUUGAACGAGACGAGGCCAUAUUACUUCAUUAGCAGCGGAGGCUAUUGCUGGAACAAAAUGAAAAUGGCGAUCAACGUCCAGCAACAUCCUACUCCGGCGCCUUCACCUUCUCAAUCCAAUUCGCCGCCGGUGAUGUCUCCCCAAAGCGUUUCCCUUUCUGUUGUCCUUGUUAUGGCUUUGUCUGCAGCUUUCAUGUUUCUUUAAUCAUUUUGUACUCUAUUCUUGCAACCUAAGUAAUUUGAACAAUUCUUUAUUUUUUUUGUUCAA
This is a messenger RNA of Ipomoea triloba (trilobed morning glory), 742 nucleotides long. RefSeq names its product lamin-like protein. The transcript is spliced from 2 exons. Lineage: Eukaryota; Viridiplantae; Streptophyta; Magnoliopsida; Solanales; Convolvulaceae. Bases 161 to 679 code for a protein of 172 amino acids. Gene Ontology annotation, molecular function: electron transfer activity. Gene Ontology annotation, cellular component: plasma membrane. The record is from RefSeq and is a predicted model, not a curated record.